This is a messenger RNA of Trypanosoma grayi, 735 nucleotides long. Its product is annotated as GTP-binding nuclear protein rtb2. Gene Ontology annotation, cellular component: cytoplasm; nucleus. The record is from RefSeq and is a predicted model, not a curated record. The coding region runs from base 1 to 735 and encodes 244 amino acids. Lineage: Eukaryota; Euglenozoa; Kinetoplastea; Trypanosomatida; Trypanosomatidae. Gene Ontology annotation, molecular function: GTPase activity; GTP binding. Gene Ontology annotation, biological process: ribosomal subunit export from nucleus; protein import into nucleus. The transcript has a single exon.
AUGCAGAAUCCAUCAGCUUCUGAAUGUGUGGCCACCUUCAAGCUCAUCCUUGUCGGCGAUGGCGGUACGGGCAAGACAACAUUCGUGAAGCGUCACUUGACUGGCGAGUUUGAGAAGCGGUACGUGGCAACAGUGGGCGUUGAUGUGCACCCGUUGACGUUCCACACGAACCGUGGCAAGAUCUGCUUCAACUGUUGGGACACUGCGGGUCAGGAGAAGUUCGGCGGCCUUCGCGACGGGUACUACAUCGAGGGACAGUGCGCUAUCAUCAUGUUCGAUGUGACGAGCCGCAACACGUACAAGAAUGUCCCCAACUGGCACCGUGACAUCACGCGCGUGUGCGACAACAUCCCUAUCGUUCUGGUAGGCAACAAAGUAGAUUGCGCAGACCGUCAGGUGAAGGCGAAGAUGAUCACUUUCCAUCGCAAGAAGGGCUUGCAAUACUACGACAUCUCCGCCAAGUCCAACUACAACUUCGAGAAGCCAUUCCUGUGGCUGGCGAAGAAGCUGGCGAACGACCCUAACCUCACACUGGUGGAGGCGCCGAUGCUCGACCCCAACGUGCAGCCGCUCUCGGCGGAACANAAGCUGGCGAACGACCCUAACCUCACACUGGUGGAGGCGCCGAUGCUCGACCCCAACGUGCAGCCGCUCUCGGCGGAACAGCUGCAGGCCCUCCAGGAGGAGGCCCGUGCUGUCGAGAACGCGCCGUUGCCGAUGGGCGACGACGAGUAA